Molecule: messenger RNA, 1814 nt
Organism: Cajanus cajan (pigeon pea)
Lineage: Eukaryota; Viridiplantae; Streptophyta; Magnoliopsida; Fabales; Fabaceae
Source: RefSeq, a predicted model, not a curated record
GGACCACUCAUAGUUGACCGAAUGAGACCAUGCAAUAAUUCUUUUGUAUGACAGCACAGUAAUUUGCAACAGUGAGAAGCGGUGAAAUUGAAAGAGUCUGGAACACACUUUCUUCUGGAGUAAGGCAUGGAAGGGAUUAAUUUACAAAUAUGGCCCUCGCAUGAUUCCCUAACCCAAAAGUCUUGUACGGACGCGUUCUUCUCUGUUCCGAGUUCCAAUCGCUUGUGCAAUGGCGACGAGAAACCGAACUUUGGAGUUCAGGAAGCACAGAGACGCCGUGAAGAGCGUGCGCGCUCCUCUCUCCUCCUCAGCGUCUGCUUCCGCCGGUCCCGUCAUCGAAAUGGUUACAACUUCGCUUCUUCCUUCCAAUCAUCGUUCCUCCUAUGCUCCUCUUAGCACCCACGAUCCUGGCCCAGCCACAUCUAGGGAUGCAUUUACUGUGGGGUUGCCGCCAUCUUGGGUGGAUGAUUCUGAAGAAAUAGCUACUAAUAUACAACGUGCUCGUGUUAAAAUUUCUGAGUUAACCAAAGCUCAUGCAAAGGCUUUGAUGCCCUCCUUUGGGGAUGACAAAGAGGAUCAGCGUCAUAUUGAGACUCUCACCCUGGAAAUUACGUCCCUCCUCAGAAAGUCUGAAGUGAGGCUUAAAAGACUUUCUGCUGCUGCUGGAUCUUCUGAGGAUUCUAAUGUCAGAAAAAAUGUACAGCGUUCCCUUGCUACAGACCUUCAGAACCUAUCAAUGGAUCUCCGACGAAAGCAGUCAGCAUAUUUGAAACGCUUGCAGCAGCAAAAGGAGGGUUAUGACGGGGUUGACUUGGAGAUGAACUUUAAUGGAAGUAAAUUUGAAUCACACAAUGAUGAAUUCGGUGAUAUGGGUUUUAGUGAAGAGCAAAUGACAAAGCUAAAGAAAAGUGAGAAGUUCUCACAGGAAAGGGAAAGAGAGAUUGAACAGGUUGCUAAAUCAGUCCAUGAACUAGCUCAAAUCAUGAAGGAUCUCUCUGUCCUUGUGAUAGACCAGGGAACAAUUGUGGAUAGAAUUGACUACAACAUUCAGAGUGUUGCUACAUCCGUUGAUGAGGGCUUAAAGCAGUUGCAAAAGGCAGAGAGAACGCAGAAAAAAGGAGGGAUGGUUAUGUGUGCAACAUCGCUUGUUAUAAUGUGCUUUAUCAUGUUAGUUCUCUUGAUACUCAAGGAGAUCCUCUUCUAGUCAUAUCACUGACCACUUUACCCGCCAGCAUCAUGUUAAUUCCUCCGUUCAAUGGGAAUCAAAUUGCAUUCUGUUUAAAGACAAGUAUCAUUGGCACUAUGAUAAUGCACUUUAGGCAUGGGAAUUUGUUUUUGAAGAGCGUUGGAUUUACAUGAUUGGCUCCUUCUGAAGAGGCCAAUAGGGGAUGACACUGUACAGUACCGCUUCGUACAAACAUAAAUAUUAGUUUUAACAAUUCCUAUAAAGAGAAAUUUUCAGCAAGUUCAUCUCCAAUGGCCAAUCUUUUUAGGAAAAAGAAAGUAUUGCUAGAUGGACACAAUUUCUUGUUCAAGGAUAGAUCCUAUAUAAGAAAAAGUAGAAAGGCAACUUGUUGGAUACAUCCAAGAGUCAUCGAACAUGUUGAUAUAUUGUCGACUGUUUUUUUCCCCCCAUUUUAUAUGCUUCAUGCUUGUUUUCUACCCUUGUUUAUAUUCCGCUAGGAAAAAAAAAUCAAAAUUGUAUAGUGAUUCAGGCUUAUUUUCAGCUAGCGUUGGUGAGGUUUGUCAUUUAUCGGAGGAUCUUACUGCAAAAAGUGGGACAUUGAUUUUAUUCAUGGUGCAGUUUUUCUGUU